AUGAAGGACCUGCAGGCCAUGGACCGCGCCCACCGCCUGGGCCAGCGCCGUACCGUCAACGUGUACCGCCUCAUAAUGCGGGACACCCUGGAGGAGCGCAUCAUGGGGCUGCAGAAAUUCAAGACGGACGUCGCAAACGCGGUGGUCAACCAGGACAACGCGUCAAUGGCAGCGAUGGACACCAGCGGGGUGCUCGACCUCUUUGCCGCGCCAGGCAGCGCCGCCGCCUCCGCCGCGGCCGCGGGCGGCGGUGAGGGCGGCGCCAAGGGCGGGGACGCCGUGGCCGCCGCCGCGGGCGCGGGCAGCGGGCGCGCCGGCGGCGGCGGCGGCGCGCUGCAGCGGCUGCUGAAUGCGAUGGCUGUCAGCAGCAGCAUGAUGGUGUUUACGGUGCUGGCGCUGGCGCUGGUGUCCGGCUCGGCCGCCGCCGAACCUGCCCCUUCCAUCGCAUCAUUGGUCGGCCAGGCCUCGGCGGCCGUUGGCCCCGCCGCCGCUCAGCUCGGCGGCCUGCCAAGCCUCGCCACUGACGCCAAGGCCGCCCUGGCGCGCCUGAACAAGCCAGGCAGCGACCUGCUCUCCUCCGCCAUCGCCAAGCUGGCGGCGUUCCCGCCCCCCGGCAACUUCACCGGGAAGGUCUUCAAGGCGCCCGCGGCCGAGGCGCAACUGACUCAGCUGCUGGCGGACUGGCAGAAGAGCGCUGGGGCGGUCGUUCAGUCCCUGGCCGCCAACAUCACUGCCGCUGCUGGCAAGCCGGUGCCGAUCAGCAAGGACGCCUACCUGGCAAAGAUCGACACAGCUACCAAGAAGCUUCAGCAGGGGGUUGCCGCCAUACCAGGUGUGUGCGCGCGCGUGCACACGCCGCUGUCCGCAACCGCGCCGGCUCGGCUGCUGCAUGUGAACAAGCCCGGCUUUUCGGACGGCUCACUUACGGGCGUGAGCGCCCAGGAGAAGACUGCGGCCCUCGGCACUGUCCAGGCGUACGCAGCCAGGGUGCGCGCCACCCUGGACACCAGCAUCCAGCAGCUUCUCAGCACGGUGUCAGGUGCUGCAUCCGCUAAGGUGUCCAAGGCGCUCCCCGCGCCGAAGCCGAGGCGCCUGCUGUGGUGGGCGUGA
Molecule: messenger RNA, 1110 nt
Organism: Monoraphidium neglectum
Lineage: Eukaryota; Viridiplantae; Chlorophyta; Chlorophyceae; Sphaeropleales; Selenastraceae
Product: transcriptional accessory protein
Exons: 7
Coding region: 1-1110 (369 amino acids)
Molecular function (GO): TBP-class protein binding; DNA binding; ATP hydrolysis activity
Source: RefSeq, a predicted model, not a curated record